Messenger RNA from Scomber japonicus (chub mackerel), 1036 nucleotides. It is a transcript of the gene mitd1, whose product is annotated as MIT, microtubule interacting and transport, domain containing 1. The record is from RefSeq and is a predicted model, not a curated record. Bases 100 to 843 code for a protein of 247 amino acids. Gene Ontology annotation, cellular component: midbody. Lineage: Eukaryota; Metazoa; Chordata; Actinopteri; Scombriformes; Scombridae. The transcript is spliced from 7 exons. Gene Ontology annotation, biological process: midbody abscission.
UACACCGUUUCCUACCGUUUACUUCCCUGUCACUAGUUAGACAUGAAUGUAUUGUUAGUUUUCUAGGAGCCAUUUAAAAAAAGUGGGAGAAAGUGAAACAUGUCUCAGAACCACGUGUCAGGGAUGGAGACCUCCGCAGUCUCUGUCCUGAAACGGGCAGUGGAGUUGGACCAGAGCGGCCGCUUCCAGGAGUCUCUAGUGUGCUACCAGGAGGGUAUCCAGCUGCUCAUAGACGUGCUAAAAGCUGUGAAAGAUGACUCCAAGAGAGGGCACUACAGGGACAAGAUAAAGGGCUACAUGGACAGAGCAGAGCAAAUCAAAGUUCAUGUGAACCAGAUGAAAGAAGAUGGGAAGUACCAUGAGCAAAUAAGAAUAGUAGAGGAUGCCACUGGUCACAGCUAUGAGGCUAUGUUCAAACCGUACAUCAGCAGCGCACUCACAGAGGUCUGGGUGGAUGACCCAUACAUACGACACACUCACCAGUUGUACAACUUCCUGCGGUUCUGUGAGAUGCUGCUCAAAGCGUCCUGCAAAGUGAAAAGGAUCCAUCUCCUCACCUCACAGGAUGAACAGGCGGAUAGCAGCCAGCAGAGCAGCGCUCUGGCUGAGAUUAAAGAGAGUCUCAGAGCACAGGGAGUGACUCUGGAUCUGCAGUACUCCUCCACCAUCCAUGACAGGGAGAUCAGGUUUGACAAUGGCUGGAUCAUCAAGAUAGGAAGAGGGCUGGAUUACUUCAAGAGACCUAAAGGCAGAUUCUCCAUUGGUUAUUGUGACUAUGACCUCAGGCAGUGCCAGGAGACCACCGUAGACAUUUUUCACACAAAACACACAAAAACUCUAUGAGAUUCCCCUUUUUAUCUACCUUUUGUGACUUCAUUUACUUACCUGCCACAAACACACAUAUCUGCUGCUGCUGAAGUUGCCUUAACAUACAGGAAUAUGUGAUGACCAUUGUAACAAUAAUAGAACUGACCAAUUUCAGUUACAGUUUUUACAAUUUUACAGUGUGCCUUUAGUCAUACUGGUAUGUCUUUAA